AUGUGAGACACACAGGGCUCGCCACGGCCCCGCCCUCUGCCGGUUCUAAACGGCAAAGUCUCUCCGCCUCGCGCCCCGCCGCUACCCGGCCCAAGCCCCGCCCAUCACCUCGCGGGGCCCGCCGAGGCCUGGCUUCUGUCCUGCGCGCGCAGAUUCUCGCAAAUCUGGAAGCGGAUCUCGUGGAGUGACGGUCACACCGCGGCGGAUUAAUUUCCAAAGACUCAUGUUACAUGAGGAAACCACCAAGAAGACCAAAGAAAAGGAGAUAAGGAUGGCUCUUCCUCAGGGACGCUUGACUUUCAGGGAUGUGGCUAUAGAAUUCUCUUUGGAGGAGUGGAAAUGCCUGAACUCUGCGCAGAGGGCUUUAUACAGGGAAGUGAUGUUGGAGAACUACAGGAACCUGGAGGCUGUGGGGCAAGGCAAUACAGAAGGGUUCCAUACAGGGACAUUGGAAAGACAUGAAAGUCAUCACAUUGGAGAUUUUUGCUUCCUAGAAAUCAAGAAAGAUAUUCAUGACUUUGAGUUUCAGUGGCAAGAAAUUAAAAGAAAUGGCCAAGAAGCACCCAUGACAAAAACAAAAAUGUUGACUGGUAGUACAGACCGACAUGAUCAAAGGCAUGCUGGAAACAAGCCUAUUAAAGAUCAGCUUGGAUCAAGCUUACAUUCACAUCUGCCUGAACUGCAUGUAUUUCAGACUGAAGGGAAAAUUGAUAAACAAGUGGAGAAGUCUAUCAACAAUGCUUCCUUGGUUUCAACAUCCCAAAGAAUUUCUUGUAGGCUCAAAACCCAUAUUUCUAAUAGGUAUGAGAAGAACUUUCUCCAUUCUUCAUCAUUCACACAAAUACAGGAAGAACACAUGAGAGAAAAACCUUUCCAAUGUAAUGAGUGUGGCAAAGCCUUUAAUUAUAGCUCACAUUUAAGGAGACAUCACGUAACCCAUUCAGGAGAGAAACAAUAUAAAUGUGAUGUAUGUGGCAAAGUCUUUCAUCAAAAGCAAUACCUUGCAUGGCACCAUAGAGUUCAUACUGGAGAAAAACCUUACACAUGUAAUGAGUGUUCCAAGACCUUCGGUCACAAGUCAUCUCUUACACGCCAUCAUAGACUUCAUACUGGAGAAAAACCUUACAAGUGUAAUGAGUGUGGUAAGACCUUCAGUCAGACGUCAUCCCUUGUAGGGCAUCGUAGACAGUUCAUACUGAAGAGAAACCUUACACAUGUAAUGAAUGUGGCAAGGUUUUCCAGCGUGAUUCAUACCUUGCACAACAUCAGAGAGUUCAUACUGGAGAGAAACCUUACACAUGUAAUGAAUGUGGUAAGGUUUUUAAUCAAAAGGCACACCUUGCAUGUCAUUAUAGACUUCAUACUGGAGAGAAACCUUACAAGUGUAAUGAGUGUGGCAAGACCUUCAGUCAUAUGUCAUCCUUUGUAUGCCAUCAUAGACUUCAUACUGCAGAAAAACCUUAUAAGUGCAAUGAGUGUGGCAAAGCCUUUAGUGGACAGUCAUCACUUAUUCAUCAUCAAGCAAUCCAUGAUAUAGGGAAACUUUACAAAUGUAAUGAUUCUCACAAAGUCCUCAGUAAUGCUACAAGCAUUGCAAAUCAUUAGACAAUCCAUAAUGAAGAGAGAUCUUACAAGUGUAGUAAAUGUGACAGAUAUUUCAGAUAUUGUUCGUAGCUUGCAGUUCAUCAGCGAACUCAUACUGGAGAAAAACAUUACAAAUGUCAUGAUUGCAGCAAAGUCUUCAGUCAAGCUUCAUCUUAUGCAAAACACAGGAGAAUUCAUACAGGAGAGAAACCUCACAACUGUGAUAAUUGUGGCAAAGUUUUUUUUUUUUUUUGAGAUGAAGUCUUACUCUUUUGUCCAGGCUGGGGUGCAGUGGCAUGAUCUCGGCUCACUGCAGCCUCCACCUCCCAGGUUCAUACGAUUCUCCUUCCUGGCCUCCUGAGUAGCUGGGACUACCAGCAUGCUCCACCCAGCCUGGCUAAUUUUUAUGUUUUUAGUAGAGACAGGGUUUCACCAUGUUGGCCUGGUUGCUGUCAACUCUCGACCUUGUGAUCCGCUUGCCUCGGCCUCCCAAAGUGCUGGUAUCACAGGCAUGAGCCACCGUGCCCAGUGUGGCAAUGUCUUUACAUUCACACCACAUUAGACAUCAGAGAAUCUAUACUGGACAGACAUCUUACAAAUGGAAUAGGUGUGGCAAGGUCUUUAGUCUGAGGUCACUCCUUGCAGAACAGCUGAAAAUUCAUUUUUGAGAUAAUUAUCCCAAAUACAAUGACUAUACAAAAUAAUAAACUUUAAUUGACAUUAGAGUCAAUUCAGCAUUGACUAGAGUUUGAGUUGACUCAACAUUGAGUUGAAGCAUUAAUUGACAUAAAAAGCGUUUAUGUUAAGAAGAAGGGGUCGGGUGCAGUCGCUCACACCUGUAAUCCCAGCACUUUGGGAGACCAAGGCAGGCAGAUCACUUGAGGUCAGCAGUUUGAGACCACCCUGGCCAACAGGCUGGAACCAGUUUGCCCAGCCUGUUUUUUCUUUCCUUCUCUCUUUUCUUUUCUUUCUUUCUUUUUUUUUUUUUUUGAAACAGAGUCUUUCUCUUGUCGCCCAAGCUGGAGUGCAAUGGCACAAUCUUGCUUCACUGCAACCUCCGCCUCCUGCAUUCAAGCAAUUCUCUUUUCUAAGCCUCCCAAGUAGCCGGGAUUUCAGAUGUGUGCCACCACACCACGUAGUCCCUCUCCACAGAGAUGGUUGAGAAGGCUGACGGAAAAGCCAGAUACUUGUUCUACAGCUUUCCCUGACACUAGUAUAUCAUCCACAUGCGGGAGCAUACAUACACACUUUGGGAAGCUCAUCUUUUCUAACACCUCCUCAAGAAUUUGGCCAAGCAAGUUAGGAGAAUCUGUAAAUCCUUGCGGCAAGACUGUCCAGUGGUAUUGUUGUUUUCACCCUGAGUGAGGAUCUUCCCGUUCAAAAGCGAAUAUAUCCUAUCUUCAGCUAAAGGACAUGCCCAGAAGGCAUCUUUCAGGUCUAUUUCUGUAAACCACUGAUGGUCAUAUGGAAUUUUGCUGAAAGUAGUAUAUGGAUUGGGAACUACAGGAUGAGUGGUUUGAACAAUUUGAGUAAUGGCUUGAAGAUCUACAAGCCAGUAUCACCGAUCUGACUACUUUACAAUAAUAUUGGAGUAUUAUAGGGAGACAUGCACAGUUCAAGUAGCCCAUCUCAGAUAAGGCUCUCAAUUAGAGGUUUUAAACCUAAUCUACCUUCUAAGGGAAUUGGAUAUUGGUUUCUUCUCACUGUUUCCCUGGGAGUUUUUAACUUUAUGUUAAUUGGAGGAACUUGUAGCUUCCUUCACUUUCCCUCCCUUGACCACUCGUUAGCAUUGAUAUAGCUUUCCUCUGUUGUAGUAAGCAGGUUUAAUGAAGUGAAGAAUCCUUCUGGGCUUACAUGCAAGCCUAUACCUAACUUUAACAUUAGGCCCCUUCCUAACAAGUUUGUCCCAGCCUUAGGGAGUAGCAAAAAUUUAACGUUGGUUGAUCGGGUUUCAAAUCUAACUUCUGUUUUUUCUAAGACUUUGGCUUUAAAUCCUUCCCCUUUGACUCCUAAAACUUGAAGUUCUUCUAAUGAACAAUUUAUAUUAGAGGGCACAAAACAAACAGAGGAGCGAGAAGCUCCUGAGUCUAUUAGAAAAGUAACAAGUUUGGCCACGUGUGGUGGCUCACGCCUGUAAUCCCAGCACUUUGGGAGGCCAAGGUGGGUGGAUCACCUGAGGUCAGGAGUUCGAGACCAGCCUGACACACAUGAAGAAACCCCAUCUCUACU
Messenger RNA from Nomascus leucogenys (northern white-cheeked gibbon), 3813 nucleotides. RefSeq names its product zinc finger protein 816-like. Bases 224 to 1537 code for a protein of 437 amino acids. The transcript is spliced from 5 exons. Lineage: Eukaryota; Metazoa; Chordata; Mammalia; Primates; Hylobatidae. The record is from RefSeq and is a predicted model, not a curated record. Gene Ontology annotation, molecular function: DNA-binding transcription repressor activity, RNA polymerase II-specific; RNA polymerase II cis-regulatory region sequence-specific DNA binding. Gene Ontology annotation, biological process: negative regulation of transcription by RNA polymerase II.